GGACUCACCACCCGCAGGGACAAGCAUCGGGGUCAGUGCCCCGCUGUGCUGAGUGGGCCGACCGAGUCAAACUCUCACAUGCUGUCCAUGUACCACCUCAGGCUAUGCAGCCCUGGUACUAUGGCUGGGGCUUCAACCUGCCACGGGGUCAGGCUCUGCUGGACAAGUGGAACCAGAUCCCCGACAACACAGACAUCCUGGUGACACACUGCCCCCCACUGGGUUUCCUGGACUGGGUCCCGAAGAAGAUGCAGCGUGUGGGGUGCAUGGAGCUGCUGAACACAGUCCAGAGGAGAAUCAAGCCCAAGUUACAUGUUUUCGGACAUAUUCAUGAAGGUUACGGCAUGAUGACCGACGGCACCACAACGUUCGUCAACGCCUCCGCCUGCACCGUCAAUUUCCUUCCCAUGAACGCGCCCAUCGUCUUUGACCUCCCGAACCCCGGGAGGACCACAUGACUAGAGGAGGAUCGCCCCAAAACGCCUGCCGUCGAUCAAGAGAAAAGAGCUAAGAGAGGCAGGUGAGGGUCGGCGAAGCAGAUUCUGUAAAUACAAGGCAGGUGUGUGUACAUGCCUGGAGACGGAGCGGACUAAAGGGAGGGGACGCUUCCUUUUUGCUGUUAUUUUAUGUGCCAUCAUUUCUUCAUCCGAGUCUAAAAGCAGACAAAUGGACGAGUGGAGAGAUGCUUUUCAAUGUGGACAAAUCUCUGUCCUCUUUUACUGCACUGACAAUCUGAUGUGGUCUCAGAGAGACGAGAGAGACACUGCACCUACAUCGAGCCAUGUGACACGUUGUACGUUGUUGUUCACUCACAUUUUAAAUGAGCUGAAACCGUUAGGACUUAAAGUGAAACAACCCAGCGCCUCGUCUACGUGAGUUUUUGGCUGAGCCACGACUCAACAGCAGCGACGUUACAUUGGGCCCCCCAGAGGGAUUUUAACAGAACUUUUCAACCCCCCUCAUCUUCCUUCUGUUUCUCUCCCUUCCUCGGGCCCAGAGAAUGAUUUUUUUUUUUUUUUUUUUUUUUUUUUGCCAGCGUGUGCGAUCAAAGCGAGUGUGUGAGGGCAGCAAGAGGUCUCAGCCAGGGGCUGUGUGAGAGUCGGGGUGUCAGCCGUGUUGACACCGCUCCCCCUGGGCCUCAUUAAAGCCCUCAUAAGCGUGCCUAGAGGAGGACGCGGAGGAAACCACAUGCGACACUUCCCCUUUGUUUAGUUUUUUUCCUCCCCUUUCCACUCUUUCCAUGUACCUCCCCUUUCACCUUUUUCUCCUCUUAUAUUUUUUCCUUUUCUCUCUACUAGUCACGCUGUGAAGGACUAGCAUGGCUUGUUAGCUGCGACUGAGAGGGCUGGCUUUUUGGACAGGUGCUACAUGCUAACGCUACUCCUGGACAGUCAAACUGGUGGUUUACUAGGACCGUACCUCGUGUCGGGAAAGACGGAGACUUCUCACCCUUUUUAAGAAUAAAGCUGUAACUACAUGUACUGUAACUGGUUUAAUGUAAAUGUUCUCUGUCAAUGUAAAGAAAAAAAAAAAGGUUUUCUCAAAGAUUUCCAAGCUGUUGCAAGCUUUUCAAAAAGACUUCAUAUUUGUGGUUGUUACAUUUCCUUCGGUCUAUUUCCUAGUAAUGUAAAUGCUUAUGAUGGUAUUUUCUUCUCUGUGAAGCUACUCUGCCCCAUUUUGGUGAUUAACUCUUUCAUGUCUCUUUUGCAGUUUGUCUGUGUUUUAAAGAAAAAAAACUUUUUUUUUUUUUUUUUCUGCUUUGCUCUAUUUUCUGAAUAAGGAUGUUCUCAGUAAGAGUCUGAAUGUGCUUAGCAUAACAAGACCACGUCACACUUUGAUCUCGCUGCUCUCCGACAUUAUGUAUGAAACGUUCCCCGGGGCUGCAGCUUACACUCGCUUCCUCAGCACAUCAGCAUUCAUUGUGCCAGCUGAUGUCUUAAUGUUUCCAAAUAGGCAAAAAGAAGGAAAGACGCAGCAGAAUAACUUACCAAGAAAGUCUGUGUGUGUGUCCGUGCGUGCCUGUGCGUGUGUGCGGUUACGUGGGGCAGGUUGAGUUCUAGGCAGAUCCUCACUUCUUCAAGGGGCAGGUUUAGUAUGAAGAUUAGGUUUAAAUUAUGGUGCGCAGAGAGUAGGGGCACUGCAGCUUAAUAAAACACAGGCAAAUAUAGAAAUCAUAAUUGCCAAUUUGACAACACAUGCAUCUUAAUGUAGGAAGUCCUAGUAUACAGAUGCUAAUCUAGAUAUUGUACCACCUGCAGAUGAUUGUGAUAAACCUACACAGACACUCUGUAUGUCCAAUAAUACCGGGCCCACACAGUCGGAGUGAUAGCAGUGAAAUACAUUCAUUUGUUAGCUAACUUUUCAACACCACUGGUAGAUCAACAUCAAAAAUGUAAUUUGUUAUAUCGACCAAGGAGUUCAUGAUAUCAGUUUGGCUUGUCUGUCAAUAGGAUGACAGAAAAACUACUCACCUGAUUUUCAUGAAACUUGGUGGAAGGGUGUACCAUAAAAAUGUUGGAGCUGCUCAGAUUCAUGGAGCUAUUUUUAACUUUUAACAUUGCGCGGGCAUUUGGCCUUGGCGGAGCUCUGCAGUCUCAAAGUGCACCUCUAGUUUAUAAUAUGUAUUUGCAGCCCUUUUUUAAAAUGUGGCAUUUGUCAAUUUAGUGAAUAUGAAUAUACUGGCAAUAUUUUCAUUGCAGGUUUUACUAGUAAUUAAAACUGUAGAAGCAGGCGGAAGCCUCAUUGAAGUCCAAAGACAAUGGUAGGUUUAUUGACCGCAAAUGUUGUAGCCUGUGCAGAGUAGGUAAAAGGGUUUUAGAUUUCUAAUUAUGAACAUAAUGAAGUAAAAAAUAGUCCACAAAGAGGUUGCAUGGCAGACAAAGGCUGUUUGCUAAUUAACAGCUAAGAAAGGUAAAAAUGUAUGUCAUGUCAUUCUCGGCUUUGCUGCUUUGAUCUAUAAGAGCAACAGGAUUUAAUUAUUUGAUCCCCAUUCAAGAUAGCACAGGGCUAACCACAAGCCCUGUGCUAACUUGAAUACAGCUGUGGACUUGUAUUGGUUGCGUGCUCCAUUCAUACAAUUGUGGGUCAGUGUCGGCCUGGUGUUCAAGGUAUGCACAUUUCCUGAUGCACACUCCAUUCCAAUUGGUAGCGGUAACACACUAUGACGUUGUUUGCCAGGAGUUUAACGCCAUUUGGCUGUCUUUAUGUUACUGUAAAGGCAAAUUAUUCAAAUGUGGGUAACAGCGGAUCUCCUCGCACAACUUCUCUUCAAAACAUCUUUUUCUCCGACUUUGCAAACUAGAGGCGCAUACACCACCAAAUGGAUGAGAGUGUGGAACGAUACUAGAGCAUGCGCAGUCGGUCACAAAUUUUAAGCUGCACACAGACAUCCACAUGGCGUCCGAGCGGACAUGGACAGAUGACAUUUACAGCACGCAGACAAAAGUGGAUCCUCGUGGUCACGGAAAGUAUGGAUUGGUUUUAAACCGGCUCAAUGCGCAUGCUCAAAGUCAGCAACCAGCAGUGAAAUGACAACAGGAGGUGUCAUAUAUACUGUACAUAUGUAGGGAACCCCAAACGACCCGUUCUGAUGAUAAAUAAUUGCAAAUUGUAAACUAUAAUUCAUUUAGGGUUCUCUCCUGAUGAGAAUACUCUUAAAACUGUAAGUUGAGCAUCAUUAUUAAAUAUAUAUCGUGAUAAUUAUCGCUAUCGAUCAAAUCGAUUGUGAAAAUAUCUUUGGCCAUAUUGUCCAGCCCUAAUUCUUUGCCAUUUUUUUCUAUCACUGCUUAGGUUCUUCAUGCAGAACUUUAACAUUAAAAGCCUACUAGGAAAGGAAGAGGGUGUUUAAUGGUAUGUAAUAUUGUCACGCAGGUAAGAACUAUCUCUGCUCAACACCUUAAGUAUUUAUGAGAAACAAACAGUUGCACCAUGUUCACUUCACGAACUGGUUGUGUUGGAUCAGAAGAAUGAAUCCUGGCACAAUCUAUCAUUACGAUCCAGAGUUUUGGGCAUGGAUUGGGGAGACUUAAGAUGGGGUUAGCAGUAAUAGUCUGAAUGUAGGCAGGAGAUGGUGUUGCACAACGUAGGGUGUGGAUGUGCGUCUGUGCGAGUGUAUUCAAUACAAAUAAUAAGAGAGAGUAAAAGGAGUGUUCAGCUUCAUCGUUUAAAACACAAACUUAAUUAUCAUCUACGGCGUUCCAAGAAAGGAAUAAAAGGGAACUAUUAAAAACCAAAAUAUGGGAGGAACUUUCAUCUCUGUUUCAUGAAGAGCCGUCUGUUUCGUCCGACUCUCCACUUCCAGUCCUCAUUUAGAUGUCUCUUUGAUGCUCCUCUGCUUCAGUAGCCGUGUUAUGUGUGUUUCCUGUUUGUUUUUUUUCCGAGAGGGAAAAAAAAGAAAAAAAAAGUGCUGUACUAUUUCUUGAUUUCUUUCUUGGGGCAUGCUUAAAGGAGUUAAUGACUUCUGCUACUCAGACAAUCUGCAUAUGAAGAGUUUUGUUCCAAAAUGAGAUAUGUACUGUUUAAAAAAAAAAGGGGGGGUGCCACCCACACAUGCCGAAUGAUUGACAGCUUAAACUUGAAAGCAGAAUGUGGUAGUACUUUAUGUGGUACUCAAUAAAGCAUUGUUUGUGUCCUUAGUAACAUGUCUAUUGGCUGGAUACUUCAACGUUACUGGAUGGUUAUGAACUUCAGCUCUUUUUUUUUUUUUUAAUGGACAUAUAACAUUUUGGAAUGAAAGUGUUCAUAUGGUAUUGUAUUUUGCCAUCGUUGUUCGGGACAUUUUUUGGGACAGGAAAAUGAAAACCCAACAACUGCAAAAAUGUAACUGUGUUGCUCCUGGAGACAACUCUAAAAUGUAAAUUACCUCUCUUUCUUAAAAACCACAUGGAUUCUGCUGGUUCUGAGAGAUUGUUCACCGAUUGAAUAAAACCUUAUCUGUGA
Molecule: messenger RNA, 4938 nt
Organism: Anarrhichthys ocellatus (wolf-eel)
Lineage: Eukaryota; Metazoa; Chordata; Actinopteri; Perciformes; Anarhichadidae
Product: metallophosphoesterase domain-containing protein 1-like
Exons: 5
Coding region: 105-458 (117 amino acids)
Source: RefSeq, a predicted model, not a curated record